AUGAACUAUAACGGCCAAAGAGAGUUUGAGUUCGGCUCUGGUAACACCAGAAUCGACCCUGCUGUGCGCAAAGAAUUGCCCAUCGGGGCCAAAGUCACAGCGACGGAAGGCUUCGAUGUGAGCUUUUGGGCCAAGACGGGGCGUAUCGAUAUAGAACUGCAAGAUGGCUCGCCUCAGUCGUAUUUCAUCAAGGUGGUAUCCGCGGAUCUAGGCAAAAACAUGGUCAUGGGCGAAUUUGAAUCGAUGGAGACAAUGUAUCGUGCCGCCCCAGACUUCAUUCCACGACCUGUCGCAUGGGGCCAAUAUGCCGAGGUGCCAGAUACAUAUUUUCUCUUGGACGAGUAUCGCGAUAUGAUUGACGACAUGCCCGAUCCAACGAAUUUCGCUUAUUGGCUUGCAAAGCUGCAUCAACGAAACCCAUCCCCGUCUGGCAAAUUUGGGUUCCACAUGACUACGUAUGCUGGCAAUUUGCCUCAGUGGGUUGAGUGGGAGGAUAGCUGGGAGACCUUUUUUGCCAAGAGCAUGCAGUACGCUUUGAGCUUGGAGAUUGAAAGAAAAGGUCAAAGUGCAGAACUUUCUGCAUUGUCCGAAACACUGUUUGACAAAGUGAUCCCUCGCCUUUUGCGACCUCUGGAGAGUGAUGGAAGAUCGGUAAGACCAUCGCUAGUUCAUGGCGAUUUAUGGUAUCGCAAUUCUGGAAUCGAUGUCAACAAUGGCCAGCCCCUCGUCUUCGAUGCUUGUUGCUUCUAUGCUCAUCACGAGUACGAGUUCGGCCAAUGGCGACCGCCGUGUAACAGAUUCGGGGAGGAAUACAUCGCAGCCUACGUUUCACAGCAGCCAAUCUCCGAGCCAGUGGAGGAUUUUUUCGGUCGAUUAGAUCUCUACAGACUGCGCUUCGAUACCCACGUUUCAGCCCUCUUUUUCGAGAAUGCUGACCUGAGAAAACAGGUCAUUGAUGUCAUGCGCGAUCUCGUUGAAAGAUACGGAGCUACAUCUGCAGAAAUCGGCUGGCAGGAUACAGCAAUGUGA
Messenger RNA from Akanthomyces muscarius, 1029 nucleotides. RefSeq lists its product as uncharacterized. The coding region runs from base 1 to 1029 and encodes 342 amino acids. NCBI's taxonomy places the organism in Eukaryota, Fungi, Ascomycota, Sordariomycetes, Hypocreales, Cordycipitaceae. The transcript has 5 exons. The record is from RefSeq and is a predicted model, not a curated record.